Messenger RNA from Acanthaster planci (crown-of-thorns starfish), 8576 nucleotides. Its product is annotated as myocyte-specific enhancer factor 2C-like. The record is from RefSeq and is a predicted model, not a curated record. Gene Ontology annotation, biological process: positive regulation of transcription by RNA polymerase II. Lineage: Eukaryota; Metazoa; Echinodermata; Asteroidea; Valvatida; Acanthasteridae. Gene Ontology annotation, molecular function: RNA polymerase II transcription regulatory region sequence-specific DNA binding; protein dimerization activity.
CCUGACAUUUGGCUCCCUGGAUAGGAUGAAUGCAGCUAGUGCACGGUGGUGCCCGCCGCCAUGAAUUAUUCAUGAGGUAGCCGGGUGUUUGACAUCAUUGCGUGUGACUCGGGCACUCACUGGAUUACUGUGUUGCACACAAGAGAGCUGAUUGCAUUCAUGCAGCAGCACAGUUUCCGUGAGACGCAUGCAUAUAAUGUACAUGUACAUGUAGAGUGUGUAACAAAUAGCAUAGUACAGUCGGGUACACACACACACUCACUGUUUUUUAGGAACUCCGUAGCAUUUGCUGCAUUCACUGCAGUUGUGCAUUUACUACUGCUGUGUGUACAACUGCUAGGCAGAGCAAAGGAAACUUGCCCGGGAACACGGUGAUAACAUGCUGGAAUGGAGCACAUGAGGACAUCCAAGAGCCAGACAACGUACCAAUGUUGACAGCCCCUCACUCCAAGUGGUAAAUGAUAUCUUGUCUCCUUGUCGGCACUCAAGAUAGUAACUCUGCCAGCUCAGGAGUUUAUAAAUACAUCUGGCCGUCCGAGAUCUGUAUCACGCAGCAGCUCGCCAGUUCUUAUUUUCUGAAUCACGUCGGCCCAUCAAGUUCAAAGAGUUGAACAGUGGACAAGCAGUACUUCAAGAAGGCGUGUUCCCUCAUCCAAGAUAUAGACAGACAGAUCCGUCCUGAUUAAUCCUGUGAGCCACAGAUUUGGACGAGAUGGGGCGCAAGAAAAUACAGAUAUCCAGGAUAAACGACGAGAGAAAUAGACAGGUCACCUUCACAAAGAGGAAAUUUGGCCUCAUGAAGAAAGCGUACGAGCUGAGCGUGCUCUGCGACUGCGAGAUCGCACUGAUCAUCUUCAACAGCAGCAACAAACUGUUCCAGUACGCCAGCACCGACAUGGACAAAGUCCUGCUGAAAUACACCGAGUACAAUGAGCCGCAUGAAAGCAAGACCAAUCAAGAGAUCAUUGAGUUGCUGAACAAGAAAGAAAGUAAAGGCUGUGAGAGUCCGGACCAAGAUGUUGACGCUUACAAUUGUACGUUGACACCCCGCACAGAGGCCAAGUACAGCAAAAUCAAUGAGGAAUUUGACCGAAUGAUGAAUGGGAACAUGGCCAGGGGGCAAGCGAUGUCCAACAGCUAUCCCACCUCCAUGCCAGUUGCCAUCCCCAUCACUGACCAGCAGCAGCAACAGCAGCAUCAACACCAACAGCUGACCACACCGCAUCUGUACAACAACAGCCCCCCGAGCCAGCCGGCCAUGGUCAGCAGCCCCCAGCUGAUGCAGCCCCCGGCCACGGCCCCUCGGCAGAGCCUGAGCCCCCAGCCCCCCAUGUCACGGAUGAGCCUCAGCCCACAGCCUCCCCAGCAGCAGCAGCAGCAACAGCAGCAACAGCAGCAGCACCACCACAGCCCGCACAUGAGGACCAGCCUAAGUCCGCAGCCCAGCAUGAUGAGGAAUACCAUCUCGCCGCAGCCUCCUCGCCCUGCCAGCACAGGCUGCUUGGUCAGCGUUAGCGAGGACCCCGACAAAACAAACGACAGAGACAAGCCGACCAACUCUGAUCAGCGGGAAGCAGGUAACACGUACCUGGGACCUCCUCACAGCUCUAGCGGCAUGAGUCCAGUAUCGCCCAACGCUGGGACCAACAACAACCUCCCACUGAAAUCAAUGAACAAGCAGCAGUUCCCCCAUCGACCUGGGCUCAAGGUUGUCAUACCAACAACGAGACCUGGCCUACAAAAUAAUGUCGGAACGUCUCUCAAUCAAUCAUUAGCCACACCUACGGUGUCAUUAACUACACCCAGUAAUCCUCAAGGUGUCAUACCUAAUUACCCAUCAGCCCUCCCAACAGGAUAUCAUCCAGGAAGCGAAUUUCAGUUGACGAGUGCCGACCUCAACCAGAUCAACUUUAAUUCACCCAGUUCACUGUCAUUAGCCAGCUGGCAGAGCCAGUCGACGCAGGCAGGGCCCCUUACGGCAGCGAUACAGGCUGCAGGAAUCGCUGGCCAUCCGCUGAGCGUAUCCACUUCGUCCAUGCCAGGGCAGAACUCCUUCACCACCUCCACAGCCAUCAAGUGCGAACCCCUGUCUCCUCCUAGGGAUCGAAAGCUCAACCCCCAGAUGAUGCCGCACCAGCCUAGUACCUCCCCCGGGCCUUCCAACAACGACCCCAACGGCUCCCCUCCUUACAACGACCACGGAGGCCGGGCCCUGGUGGACAAAGACCUGCCACCGUCCAAGAGGCCGAGAAUAUCUGAAGCGUGGGUUCGGUGAACAGGUCACCCGUCCCAUGUCCUUCUCUGGCCUUUAUUAUUAUCAAGCUUUUUAGGCAGUCAUCUCCAAACCUGCCUUUCAGGUUAUGAGGAAGUCUCAUUUUUAAAGAUUUUUAUUUCUUCUUGAUGAGGGGGGCCCCUCGUUUGCAGUUGAGGAUGAGCAGUGUGUAUGAAUCAGAGCUGUGGGUCUUUUCUUGCAGUAAUCACGAGGAAGCCUGAGAAUUUCCACCACAAAUUGAUUUGCUGUACCCUGUAUGGAUGGAGAGUAACAUUCAAACCUGUUCAGUUCAGUACUCAUAAGACACCCCUGGUUUGAGGUCUUUCUGAGAUUACCUUGAGUACUCGAUCUGACGGUUCAGGAAAUUCCAGAACUGCAGUAUCUGAAAGGGAGAAAUAUCAGCUGGGAUGUCUCGAGUAUGAAACAGAAAAGGUGAAGAUAGAUAUAGUUGUUGGGGUGAGGCACAGCGUGUGCUUAAACUUGUCACUAAUGGCAUUGCAAAGAAUUUUCUUAAAAAGACCCACAGCUUCUGAAUUUAUCUUAACCCAAGUCACGGUGUUGUCUUCGGGUCGAUCGCAAGUCUGUCAUGGGUCAGCCCGCCAGUCCGUUUCAAGUCAAAUUUACUUGUCUUGUUUAGGUAAACAGGUAAUGAACAUUUAAAAAGGGAUGCCUUUGUCAUAAUUCACUUAAAUAGCUUUUGACUUGUCUUGGAAUUGGUUGCCUCCGUGAUGGCCUCCUAGGGACUUGUGAUGGGUGCGUCUGCUGCACUGGGUUUCUUGUCUUCUUCUGCAGUCUAUUAAUUUCACCACUUCCUUUUUUGAAGGGGUUCGGGGUGACUUAAAAAAAAAAAUUUGACUGCCCAGAUUUCUUCCGAUAGGCUGAAGACGCUGUAAACUAUUUGUUCGUAUGUUUUUGUAAUCUUGGGUUCGUCACUUUUGUAAACAGUGCACGUAACUUGUAUUUUGUGUGGGUAUCUUGGUGUUAUGGUAUAUAUCUGCACAAUACAGUUGUCUCUGUCAUUAUCGUAUCAUUUUUGAUGUCGAUACACAUAUAAGGCUGCACAGUGCACGCAACCAAUAUCUUCCUAACACCCCUUGCCCCUCAAAAAAACCAAAAAAUUUACUAAACAGAAUGUUUUGCAAAAAUGGCGUAUAAUACCCGUUUUUCUAAUUUGUGGACGUUACGAAAGUUUUGCUUCUGUUUAGUACAUUUGUCUUGUGGCUGUGCCAUUGUAACCAGAAUUUGGUUUUGUUUUUCUUUUUUGGUGAUGUGAUUCAGAUUUGUAUUGACUUUAAAAAACUUAUUUUUAGAGAGACCAUUAUAUUCAAAAAUUUGUACACAAACGAUUGGGGGCUGGGCCCCAACAUGAUUCUUUGGGUUUGUUUUGGGAUAAAGUAGACUGCAUUUAAUCACCAGCAAAAUAUUUUAUUUUUGUUGAAAUUUGUGACAGCUGUACAUUAGGCUUAUUAAACAGAUGAAUGUAUACAUUUGUGUCUCUAAAUUUUGCAACAACUCUUAUGGAACUUUGUGUGUUGAAACAACGUGUAUACUUAUGUUUUCUGCAAAGGUGAACUUUUUUUUUCAUUUUGAAUUUUCUCUUGGAUGACUUUGUGUCUGCUUGUGACACACUCUUCAGUUAUUUGAAACAAAAAACAAACACAACAAACUUACAUAACAUAGAAGCUUCCAGCCUUUUGACAAGAGUGAAAUGUCCGGGCUUGCACAGUAUUUACAUAGGAAUACCAAUUUAUGUAAAGGUAUGCAAAUAUCUAGAGACUUUCCACAAGUUCGCUUAUUUUCAUUGUAGGAAUCACAAACCCUCUCUACGAAUGUCUUGUGAACCAUUUAUGCAUAUUGGAAUACUCGGUCAAUAGCAUAUUUUCGAUUUUUUUAAAAAAUGAGUCAGCCUUGUUUAGUCAAUUGCAUCCUUGGCUUGUUUGACUUGGUGCAUUUUGUGUUGUACAAGACAGUUCCAAUGUUUAUUAUUUUGACUUUAUUAGCUAUUUUAGAUUUUUAUUUCAAAUGGAUGUUCUACCUAUAUAAAUUGUGUGUAUAUACUCUUCAAUUAACUUAAGAGGACUAGGAUGCUGUUUUUCUAUACAAAAUAAUUAUUAAAACAAAAUAGCAGACUAGUCAAAUACUUUCUAAAAAAAAUAUAAAAUUUAACAAAGCUACAUUGAAAUAAAUGAUUUUUUUUUUAAAGAACUGGAAUAUGUUUUUAAGAUCAGGGAAGAUUGGUUUGUAAGCAGCUGUAGAAAGACGUGUAGUUUUCUUUGAAUACAAAUUCAGAUCGGCAUGAUUUUCAAUAUUCAAUACAUUUAAAAGGAAAAAAAUAUCUGUACAAAUAUAUGUCAAAUCCUGGUGCACCUGCAGUUAAUAAAUACUCAUGCCUUGCUGGUAGGAAAAUAACAUGUUACAAGAAAUAGGAUGUAAAGGAGGUCAACACCUGGCAGGUUGACCUUCAAUUCAUUUCCCCACAAAGUUACUUUCAUUUUAGAAGGCCAGAUAUUUUUACUGAUAUAUUUUAAGUCCCUGCUUUGAAUACGAAUACUUUGAGGAAUAUUAAAGUCUUUAACAUUCAUCCAAAGUUUGGCACAUACAUGCCCCCUUCCUCCUGAAAAAAAAAGCCUUUGGUCCGGAAAAUUCAUUAAGCAUGUUGUCAUAACAUCAAAAACAGGUGUACAGGAAACAGAAGGAAAAGGAAAAAAAUACUACAGCUAUUUUCUUACUAAAGCACAGAUCUAAAAGCUCUAUUGAAAUCUGAUGUAUAUAUACACGUACGACGGGGGCGAGAUAUUCUUUGCCAUUCAACAUACCAUUCAGGUAUAUAGCAGGAGAAUAUCUUAUUCACAGAGCUUAUAUACUGUAAUAGUACUGAAUAUUUUUCUGAUGAUGGGGAUGUAUAAUUUUGCUGUACAUAAUUCCAGAGGGGAGUUGUUUUGUUGUCAUUAAGGCAUUGUGAUAUUUGUGUGGCUAGGCUGUAUUUUUGUUUUAUGAAAGUGGCAGUUUGAGGGAGAAAAGAGAACUUUUGUCAUUAUUUUGGAAGUUGGUCAUCGGUAACUGGAUGGUUCAGUCAGUGUUUUAUUGACACCGAAAUAGAGGUGAGGCUGUAUUCAACUUAAAUGGCUACGGAUGGAAUCCAUAUGUCUAUGAGAAAUACAGGAAGCCACUAGCUGAUGGCCUCCACUGACAUAUGUAUUAUUUCAAGCCGUAGCCAAGUAUUUUGGACAUGGCCCAACAGGUAGUCUUCCUGGGUGGAGAGAACGGUGAAUGGCUCAAAAUUUUGACAGUCUUCAAAACCAGGUGGUUGGACUUUACUCCCUCUUUCUUCAAUCCUGAAUAUCCCCCGUACCUUGACCAUAAAUCCAACUGUAGCCCUGCCAGUGGUCGCAUUAACAUUCUCCAGUGUUAUCCAAUUCAACUGUCGCAGCCUAUUUGACCAAAGACACAGCAUGUCACUCUUUACCGCUUUGCAUUGUGGGAGGAAGCUUGGUGAUACUGAGCUGUCACAGUCAUAUCACGUUUCACGGUUACUGUUCUUCAGCUCUCUAUUGUGCAUGUUAAUGGUGGCAUGGUUCUGAGGUUGUCUGUUCACUAGUUGACUGUCUCUUAAUACCCAAUUUAUCACCAAAUCAGUUUCAUUGAAAAAAACUGAACUAUCAUUUUACAGUAUUCCUCUAAAUAAAAACUUCAGUGCAGUCUCGAUUUCAUCACUGGAGCUGAAACUUACAAAAUGAAAGACCCUACUAUACUUACGCAGCGAUCCCUCCCGGCUCCCAUGAUGCAAUACAGUAAAAGACUGACACUAUGUUGUAUGGGAUCCAUUUCUGCCACAUGCGUGCCACUUUGAUCAAUUGUUUUAGUUAUGUACAGAAAGCGUACAUUUUGACAAGCACGUAAUAUUAACUGCAUCAGUUAAUCCCUGUUGCAUAGCGAGUAUUGGCAUUAGACGCCUACACGUCUGUACAGCCUUCCCAAGAAACACUAAGCGGACCAUUUGUUACUCUACCCCCAAUAUACAUUAAACAUUCUUUUGCUUGACCAAUGUUUGAAGAUAGCAAUUCUGUAAAUACUCUGAAAGGCAUUAAAAUUGUGCAUGCACUUUAAAUAAAAAGCUACCUUUUUGGUUUCAAUCUGCAGUGUGAUUACAAGCAUCUGUAGCUCUGUAAGAAGUAAUGUCGGAGCUCUAAUAAUAAAGUUCACGAUCUUCUUUGCCUCUUUUGAAGACCCCAACUACAAUUUCAUGUUUUUAAAAGAUCUGGACAGCAAAAACAGAUCUGGCAAGACCAUAUAAAAAAGAAAAACAUGAUCCAAAACUCCAUUCUGUUUCAAUAUGUAGUUGUCUCAGUCCAAUCGAGCACAAAAACCACGUAAGUAAAACGCUGUUAAGUUUUUUCCUUGAAGUAUUUUAUCAAUGAAAACCUUGAGAAUGCUGUUGUGGCAUUUUAUGAUUUUUCACAUCUAUAUGACCCCACAGGCUGGUUGAGUGCAUCCUUAUCAGGAUGUUAAGACUUGUAAAUGUAUCUCUAUUGUGGGCCUAGUGAAGCACAUGACCAGCAUGAAAUACAAACCACUUUUGAUGCAUUUGUCCAAACCUCAUUUGUUCAUCGGCCUUUGAGGACAACAAACAAGAAGAAUAUACCGGUCUUGUGUGCUUUACUUGUUUUUAAAAUGGCGAAAAUUGAAGCAUCGACAUCUCAACAGCGGAUUUGAAAAGUUUCCGUUAUAAAAAUGUGAUGUGACAGUUGUCAAAUAUUGACUGCUUAAAUGGAAUUGUGAACUUCCUUAUUCUUGUAAUGGAAGUGAAAAAUAUUGUAAGCUCCACUUUUUAUGCCAAAGGUUUUUGCUGUUUGUUGACCAUGAUAAAUUGUAUAUUUAAUUGUAAACUUGGAACAUGAUGAACUUUUGGGGUGGCAGUUAUUCCCCAAAUGAAGACAUGGCUUAAAAUUAUUUGAGACCAAAUGCGGGCAACUACUCUGCUCAAUGGCCAUUGAUUAUAAAUGUUGCUUUCCUGUGGUGUUGAAUAAAAUUCAUGUCAUUGUACAUAUUCCAUUUUUUGUUGUUAAAAACGGUACCAUCCCCUACUUGUUUGGCAUCUUCAUGUUAUUAGUUUUUCGUUUUAUCUUCAGUUGUACAAUUUGUUUACUCCAAGAUCAUAAUACACCAGUGCAUCAUGUCUCAUUACAUUAUAUGCGAGUUGAAAUGCUUGUAAAAAAACAAAAGGCACAAACUAUGUAACGUGUCUGUUUUAAAAAGGUGAAUCUUGAAAUUAGAGCCUCCAUCUAUUGAGGGCACUCCACAGAGAAUGGUAAAGGUAUCCCACCAUCUGAAUAUUUACUGGCCCAGAAGGGGAUAUUUUUCUUGUGGAAGAAACAUAAAGAAUAGGAGACAGACUGCCUUGCUCAUCAUGUUUCUGAUGUGAAGAGGUUGGAGUGAUUGCAUUUGCAACGCCUGUAACUUUUUUUUUUAGCAAUUUCUACUUAUUCAAGUUUCAGUUGUGUUCCUUGUGUAUGAGUGCCAGAUUUUUUUCUCUUGUUAAUGAUGUAGCAUCCAUCUUGAUGCGUCACAAAAGAGGUGCACUCCUUGUAUAAUUUGUCACCCUUGUCUCAGCAAUAUGCCAGUGGUUGGCAAUACUUCACGCUGACAUUGCAGAAGUUAAGAACAUCAGCGGUUUCAAGAUAAGUUUUGAGGGUAAUUUUUUGUCAGGCAUGUGAUUCCGAUUUGAUUCUCUCUGAGAUGCCUUUCUCUGAUUGGUGACCCUACUUUCAAAAAACUAACCAAUAAAUAUACAGAUCUUCUAUGUAACAGGUUUGACACAUGUACAUUGAAAUGGAUUGUAAAAUAAAAUUUCAAACAAAAAUUAACUUCACUCUUGUAUUUUAAGGGUGUUGAAGUUUAAUUUUGUACUGCAUACAUUGUAAACAGUGUGAAAACAUUAAGAAAAAGACACAGCUAACACGUGAUUAUUACGUUUGUGUUGUAUGGUUAACACUGCAGGCAAGACUAGUUAUUGAGAAAAUAUGUAACAAGAUUUUCCAAAAAAAAAAUGGAAAAUAGGGAAGAGAUGUUUUAUCAAAAGUAAAUACGACUUUUUGUCAAAUAUACUUCCCAGUAUUAAUAUGGAGAUAUAUAUUUUUGUUGGAGUUUUGGGUAAGCAAAUUAGUGAGGUUUUUCGAAUAGAGUUUCAAAAUGCUUUGAAUGUUGACUUUAUCUGCUUUUAAUGACCACUUGUUUGCCUACUUUGUAUCAUAUAAAAAUCACUUUGUGGAGUUAUUGAAAAAAAUUAUACAAAAGUUUACCUCAA